ACGGUCCCGGGGACACGCUACAGACGGUCCCGGGGACACGCUACAGACGGUCCCGGGGACACGCUACAGACGGUCCCGGGGACACGCUACAGACGGUCCCGGGGACACGUUACAGACGGUCCCGGGGACACGCUACAGACGGUCCCGGGGACACACUGCUGACGGUCCCGGGGCAGCGCUGCUGACGGUCCCGGGGACACACUGCUGACGGUCCCGGGGACACACUGCUGACGGUCCCGGGCAGCGCUGCUGACGGUCCCGGGGACACACUGCUGACGGUCCCGGGGACACACUGCUGACGGUCCCGGGGCAGCGCUGCUGACGGUCCCGGGGACACACUGCUGACGGUCCCGGGGACACACUGCUGACGGUCCCGGGGACACACUGCUGACGGUCCCGGGGACACACUGCUGACGGUCCCGGGGCAGCGCUGCUGACGGUCCCGCGGGCGCGCUACGGACGGCCCCGCGGACACGUUACAGACAGCCCGACAGACGGUCCUACAGACAGUCCAAACGACAGACACGCCACACAGUCCGAAAGACACACACUACAGACAGUCCUAUGGACACGCUACAGACGGUCCUGUGGGCGCGCUACAGAUGGUCCUACAGGUAGUCCUACUGACACACUACAGACGCACUACAGAUGGUCCUACAGGCGGUCCUACGGACACGCUACAGACGCACUACAGAUGGUCCUACAGGUGGUCCUACGGACACACUACAGACGCACUACAGUUGGUCCUACAGGCGGUCCUACGGACACACUACAGACGCACUACAGAUGGUCCUACAGGCGGUCCUACGGACACACUACAGACGCAUUACAGAUGGUCCUACAGGUGGUCCUACGGACACGCUACAGACGCGCUACAGAUGGUCCUACAGGUGGUCCUACGGACACACUACAGACGCACUACAGAUGGUCCUACAGGCGGUCCUACGGACACACUACAGACGCACUACAGAUGGUCCUACAGGCGGUCCUACGGACACACUACAGACGCACUACAGAUGGUCCUACAGGCGGUCCUACGGACACACUACAGACGCACUACAGAUGGUCCUACAGGUGGUCCUACGGACACACUACAGACGCACUACAGGUGGUCCUAUGGACACAUUACUGGCAGUCCAACAGCCACGCUACGGGCGGCCCUACAGACACGCUACAGACAGCCCGAACGACAGACAUGCUCACAGACAGCCCUACAGACGCGCCACAGACAGUCCGACAGACGGUCGUACACAGUCCGUACGACAGACGCCAAUAGUCCGAAAAACAGACACGCUACAGACUGUCCUAUGGACGCACUCCAGAUGGUCCUGCGGAUGCGCUACAGACAGUCUGAAAGACAGACACGUUACAGACGGUCCCACGGGCGGUCCCACAGACACACUACAGACUGUCCUACAGACACACUAGACAGUUUUACUGUUUUACGACACGCUACAGUCAGACACGCUACAGACAGUUUUACAACACGCUACAGACAGUCCUGCAGACACGCUAGACAUACAGUAGCACCCCAGUAACUGCAUCUCAGUAAGCAUCACUUUCAUACAGACACGCCACAGACAUGCUACAGACACACUGCAGACAUUAAUAUGGACAGGCUACAGACAUGCUACGGACGUGUUGAGGACACGCUACAGACACUACAGACACGCUACAGACUUUCAUGCAGACACGCUACAGACUUUCAUGUAGACACGCCACAGACAUUCAUGCAGACACGCUACAGACAUUCAUGCAGACAUUCAUACAGACACUCUACAGACUUUCAUACAGACACGCUACAGACACAACAGACAUUCAUACAGACACUACAGACUUUCAUGUGGACACUCUACAGACAUUCAUACAGACACGCUACAGACAUUCAUACAGACACGCUACAGACAUUCAUACAGCCAUUCAUACAGACAUUCAUGCAGACACGCUACAGACAUUCAUGCAGACACGCUACAGACAUUCAUACAGACAUUCAUGCAGACACGCUACAGACAUUCAUGCAGACACGCUACAGACAUUCAUGCAGACAUUCAUGCAGACACGCUACAGACAUUCAUUCAGACACGCUACAGACAUUCAUUCAGACACGCUACAGACAUGCUGCAGACAUUCCUACAGACACGCUACAGACAUGCUGCAGACAUUCAUUCAGAAACGCUACAGACAUUCCUACAGACACGCUACAGACAUGCUGCAGACAUUCAUUCAGACACGCUACAGACAUUCCUACAGACACGCUACAGACAUUCAUGCAGACACGCUACAGACAUGCUACAGACAUUCAUGCAGACACGCUACAGACAUGCUGCAGACAUUCAUGCAGACACGCUACAGACAUGCUACAGACAUUCAUGCAGACACGCUACAGACAUGCUACAGACAUUCAUGCAGACACGCUAGACAUACAGUAGCACCCCAGAAACUGCAUCUCAGUAAGCAUCAGUAGUAUGAUUGACUAGUAUGAUUGAUUGACUAGUAUGAUUGAUUAACUAGUAUGAUUGCCUGCCUGUUAUGAUUGAUGAGUAUGAUUGAUAGGUGUGUUUCUGAUGAUACCACUGAGCGCUGUACAGCUGAAGCCUUCUCCAGACUGGAGCCAGUCUGUGCACUAACGUGACACCACAAGACUAUGAAAGCCCACUGAGCUAAACUCCUAGGCAUUAGCCCAGGGAGCUGCAGUUAAGUAACCAGGAGCAGUCAAUCAACAGUGUCUUCCUGUUUAACCUUCAGGUCAGACCCCCCUCUCUCUCUUCCUGCCCACAGUCAUGUGCUAAAAUGGCACCCUAUUCCCUACAUUGUGCACUAUAUAGGGAAUAGGGUGCCAUUGGGACGCAACCCAGUGAGGACCCCCACACUGUCUCCGGCUGCAGUCCGCUGUUAUUCUAAAUGGUAGAUUUACCAAGGCCACUAGAGAAUUCCUCUGGGUUACAGCCAAGAGCUGGCCGGCCGCACGGGGAGAGAGAGAGGAAAGGAGGACGAGAACUCCACUCAGCGGUUCCUGAGGAGCAACUCUUUCCCUCUCCUGCCCUGUUCCUUCUUCCACCUCUUCUUACAGUUCAGAUGUGUAUGUUGGCCAGUCAUGGAGGCUCUCCUGCCCCUCUGAGCUUCGACAUGUCUAUUCAGAUGAUGUGACAUCUUAUUGCAGUUCAUUGCCUUAUCGUUGGGCGCCAGGUGUGUCACUCCAUUAAUAAUGUAAGUGACUGUAACUGACAAUCUGUUCCAUACUCUGUCACUAUCUUCUGCAUUUUGUGUUCCGGGAGAAAUAGUCUGAAGUGCUUCCUGUUUCUCAGUGUUCUAUACAGCACGUCACUUCCUCUACACCCACAGUUGUGCUCAUGGAUAGUCAGCCGCACCAGAAUGACCAUACAGAAUGUGGUCUAGUAUGGUUUUAAUUCACCUGUCUGAUAAUGUGUAUACAAACAGUAUUAUGAAACUCUAAGGACUCAUGAAAUCAAAAUCAACAAAUGUAUCUUGAUAUCAUUAAAGUGUAUUUUUGUGUGGA
Messenger RNA from Oncorhynchus keta (chum salmon), 3517 nucleotides. RefSeq lists its product as uncharacterized. The transcript is spliced from 2 exons. Bases 649 to 1428 code for a protein of 259 amino acids. Lineage: Eukaryota; Metazoa; Chordata; Actinopteri; Salmoniformes; Salmonidae. The record is from RefSeq and is a predicted model, not a curated record.